GGAGCGGGAAGGGUGCUUAUUGUCGACAGUAGCUCCGCCUCAUGAUUUCCCUCCAUCCUGUUGUCUUCAGUAUACUACUCACCUCCCUCACUCUUGUUCUAUGCCUUUUUUGCUGCUGGAUGCUCUCCCAUCACGUUAUCUUGCCGCUCCUCGCCUUUUGCAUGCUUCUCGCUGUCGUGCUGGUUCUAUCAUUAUCAUCCUGUAUCGUAUUUGCUGGUCGCAGGUCGAAGCGUUUGUAUCAGUAGAUUAUAGCAUAAUUCACCCGAAUGCAACCGAUUUUGUCGUA
This is a messenger RNA of Suillus subalutaceus, 286 nucleotides long. RefSeq lists its product as uncharacterized. NCBI's taxonomy places the organism in Eukaryota, Fungi, Basidiomycota, Agaricomycetes, Boletales, Suillaceae. The record is from RefSeq and is a predicted model, not a curated record. Bases 42 to 245 code for a protein of 67 amino acids. The transcript has 2 exons.